AUGCUGCUUCAGAGAUUGAGGGAAGGAGAUGAGGAGGAGGAGGAGGAAGAGGAGGAGGAAGAGGAGGAGGAAGAAAAUUGGGUGCGGCCCGUCAUGAAAAGAAAAUGCCUUCACACGAGACUUGUCAGUCUGAUCAUGUGGCUUCGUAAAGUAUGCAUUAGUCAUACGUACAAUAUCUGA
This is a messenger RNA of Aspergillus fischeri NRRL 181, 180 nucleotides long. RefSeq lists its product as uncharacterized. The record is from RefSeq and is a predicted model, not a curated record. The transcript has 2 exons. NCBI's taxonomy places the organism in Eukaryota, Fungi, Ascomycota, Eurotiomycetes, Eurotiales, Aspergillaceae. The coding region runs from base 1 to 180 and encodes 59 amino acids.